GGUACGCAAUCGCCGAAGAAAAAGACUACGGAUAUUACGGCUUUAGCUCUAACAGAAGGCAUAAACAAACAUGUCUCUCGUGUAAAAUCAUUUUUUUUUUUAAAUCUCUUUGUCCAGUCAGUUUUCGCUCUUUAUUUUCUUAUAAAUCAGUGUUUAUUAUAUUUACGGGCCACCAGGCCCCUCUGGUUCUAACUUACGGAAAUAGUUUCCUCUAAGCCCCAGUUAGUUUAUUCAUUGCGAAGACGGAUUAAAAUGUGGUGUGAAGAAGGUCCAAGGUGCGUGUGAACUGCACACUCCGCGAAGUGAUUCUAGGCCACCUUUGUUCAUCGUGGUCAGUACGAGUUGAAUAAGCUCACCGUCCAGAUGGCCUGGGCUCUAAAACUGCCCCUCGCUGAUGAGGUGAUCGAGUCCGGCCUGGUGCAGGAUUUUGACGCCAGUCUAUCAGGAAUUGGCCAGGAGCUCGGAGCUGGAGCCUAUAGUAUGAGUGAUGUGCUGGCACUCCCCAUCUUUAAGCAAGAAGAGUCCAAUCUGCCACCUGAUAAUGACAACAAGAUCCUUCCAUUUCAAUAUGUUCUGUGUGCUGCCACGUCACCGGCUGUCAAACUGCAUGAUGAGACACUCACCUACCUCAACCAAGGGCAGUCUUAUGAAAUUCGAAUGCUGGACAAUCGGAAAAUGGGUGAGCUUCCAGAGAUCUCAGGCAAAAUGGUGAAGAGCAUCCUCCGUGUCGUUUUUCAUGACCGGCGACUGCAAUACACAGAGCACCAGCAGCUGGAAGGCUGGCGCUGGAACAGACCAGGUGAUCGAAUCCUUGACCUGGAUAUCCCUAUGUCUGUUGGCAUUGUGGAUCCAAGGGCAAACCCAACACAGCUUAACACAGUGGAGUUCCUAUGGGACCCAUCAAAGCGGACUUCAGUGUUCAUUCAGGUUCAUUGCAUCAGCACAGAGUUCACAAUGCGUAAGCAUGGCGGAGAGAAGGGGGUGCCAUUUCGCGUCCAAAUCGACACUUUCAAAGAAAAUGAAGCAGGAGAUUACACAGAGCAUUUGCACUCUGCCAGCUGCCAAAUCAAAGUUUUCAAGCCCAAAGGUGCAGACAGAAAGCAGAAAACUGAUCGAGAAAAGAUGGAGAAGAGGGCACCACAAGAAAAGGAGAAAUACCAGCCAUCAUAUGAAACCACCAUCCUUACUGAGUGCUCACCUUGGCCUGAGGCCACUUAUGUGAACAACUCUCCAUCACCAGGUUUCAGCAGCACCCCCAACAGCUUUUCUACUGAAGGGAAUGGUUCACCAAAUCACCAGCCAGAGCCACAAGUGGUACAAGUAGCAGAUCACAAUUUGGAUCUUUUCAGGAACAUCUGUUUCAGUGAUAAAGACACAAAAUACAAUCUGCUACCCGCUGCAACACCCCAAGAAGCACAGCAAUGGCUUCAUAGUAACCGCUUUUCACCAUUUUGCCGUCUAUUCACAAACUUCUCAGGGGCAGACCUAUUGAAACUCACUAGAGAGGACGUUAUUCAAAUCUGUGGCCCCGCUGAUGGCAUACGACUAUUUAACUCGCUCAAAGGAAGGGUGGUACGCCCAAGACUCACGAUCUACGUGUGCCAGGAGUCUCAGCAGGCCCGAGACCAACAACAAAAACAUGAGAACGGAGAUGGUGCUAGCAAUACUUUUUUUGUGUAUCAUGCGAUUUACCUGGAGGACCUAACAGCCAUUGAGCUGACUGAGAAAUUAGCUCAGCUUUUCAACAUCUCUCCACGCCAGAUCAGUCAGAUCUUCAAGCAGGGACCCACAGGCAUUCAUGUGCUUGUCAGCGAUGAGAUGAUUCAGAACUUUCAGGAUGAGAUGUGUUUUGUGUUGGACACAAUGAAAGCUGAGACGAAUGAUGGCUAUCACAUUAUCUUGAAAUGAGAACGCAAUCUGUGGGAGGAGAGUCAGCACUGGUUUACAGCAGACUAAUCUUAAUCAGUAUGCUUCCCCAUACUCUUCCUGGAUCUUAUGAUUACGAUUGUUUCUUACAAUUGUAUUGCUCAGGCAAUAGAGGCCUCUAUUGUAAAGUAGAAAUUUAUCUGGCCUGUUCUGAUACCUUACAGUCUUAGUCUCCACAGAGUGUCUGUACUGCCAGUACUACCAGAAAGCUGUGUUUUAUUGUUUUGCAUUAUUACUUUAGUUAUCAUUACUUUUUAAAAUCUCUUUUCUUUGAUCUCUAUACAUUUAUUGUACGCAACUGUGUGCCAGAGCCUGCUGUCUAAGAAUGACUGAAUGGGUUGUUGUAGAUUUAGCAUUAGCAGACAUCCAAUCUCUGAAGAGUUUUGCAUCCUGUGCCUAUAUUCCACCAUUUAUCAGCAUUGCAAGUUAUUUGCAUAGAAAAGACAAAAGUCAUAAAAAAAAAAUAGAAUCAGCAAUUACUCCCAAAAGGCCUAUAUGUAGAUGCCUUACUGAAAAUGUGGUUUCAACAUAAUCUGUCAGUGAGAUCAUUUGCAAAUCAUGUUUAUUGUUUAAAAUGAAUUAUUUCAGUAACUUCCCCUGGCUUGCCAACAUGAAGAAACAUAGCACUGCUACAUAUACUUGUUACUUUUCUAUAGCUCAAUUAUAAUCAAGUAAUUUCUUCCAUAUAAGAAGUAAUGUUUCUUUAAACUCUUAACAAUCUAAGUAACAUUAAUUCAGUUGCUAAUUUACAACAGUGUUCACACACUACAUUUUUGUUGAAUAUUCUCUUAUACUGUUCGUCUGAACGUAAGUGGGCUUUAAGGGCAUUACUUCCAGCAGAUUAUCUUUUUUUUUUUUUUUUCAGCUUGGCAGUUUUUUCUUUUUAAACAUAUGCUUAUCCUUUUCAAGUUUCUACAGAGGUAUAUUUAGAACAUCAUGCUUUAUGUAAGUAAACCAGCAGCAUUGUGUUGAUCAUUGCAGUACAAAUUAAUUUGGUGUGAAACCUGUAAAUGUUUGUGAAGGUAGAGCAGGUUAGCUGUGUUGGAUGUAUGCAAGACAGCAAUAUGAAAAGCAUUGUCUAUCUGUUCCCCUUUUCCUGAUGUCCAUGCAACAAUUAAAACAAUUUACCAAUGGAAAAAAAACGUCUGCUUGUGUGUCAGUUAAUGUUAAUGCUAGAACUUGAAAAGACUCCAGUUAAUAGUAAUAGCUUUCAUUCUUUCCUAUGGGGGAUUCAUACUGAAUGCAUUCAAGUGUAUUAAGGUAAAGGGUAUAAAUGAUCUGUUAUCUAGAUAAGUGGACUGGAAGCAAAAUAACUUGUUGCAGGAAUGCCUAAUUGUAUUUGGCAAUGCACAAAUAUAUUUAUCAUGUAGUGUUUCUUUUUUUUUUCCAUGAACAUUUACAGUACGGUAUUAGUUUGUCGACUUUUUAAAAUGCCAUUUGGGAGAAAAAUCUCUUAUUGGUGUACAAAGACAAAUGAUGUGACUUAUUAAACAGAGCUUUUCAUUUCUUCA
This is a messenger RNA of Silurus meridionalis, 3437 nucleotides long. RefSeq names its product transcription factor CP2 (gene tfcp2). Gene Ontology annotation, molecular function: DNA-binding transcription activator activity, RNA polymerase II-specific; RNA polymerase II cis-regulatory region sequence-specific DNA binding. Gene Ontology annotation, biological process: regulation of transcription by RNA polymerase II. Gene Ontology annotation, cellular component: nucleus. The record is from RefSeq and is a predicted model, not a curated record. The transcript has 17 exons. Bases 364 to 1908 code for a protein of 514 amino acids. NCBI's taxonomy places the organism in Eukaryota, Metazoa, Chordata, Actinopteri, Siluriformes, Siluridae.